UUGUGCAGUGCGGGGUGGUGUAUUAGGAAGCGGGCCCCUUCGCUGUCCACCUUUCCCGGUAGAGUGGCCUGUAAGAGCCUGAGCCAAAGAGUAAAACCGCCCUGAGUCAUCCUUGAUCAUCUUAAGUCUGGUCUGGUACAGCCACCUGAAAGUAACACACACAAAUUGAAUUUUUGUGGCCAGAAUGGGGAAGCAGAACAGCAAGCUGCGCCCUGAAGUCAUGCAGGACUUACUGGAAAGCACGGACUUCACGGAGCAUGAGAUCCAGGAGUGGUACAAAGGCUUCUUGAGAGACUGCCCCAGUGGACACUUAUCAAUGGAAGAGUUUAAGAAAAUAUAUGGGAACUUUUUCCCUUAUGGGGAUGCUUCCAAAUUUGCAGAGCAUGUCUUUCGUACCUUUGAUGCAAAUGGAGACGGGACAAUAGACUUUAGAGAGUUCAUCAUAGCCCUGAGUGUGACCUCGAGGGGCAAGCUGGAACAGAAGCUGAAGUGGGCCUUCAGCAUGUACGACCUGGACGGUAACGGCUACAUCAGCAAGGCAGAAAUGCUGGAGAUCGUGCAGGCUAUCUACAAAAUGGUUUCCUCUGUCAUGAAAAUGCCUGAAGAUGAAUCAACCCCAGAAAAAAGGACAGAGAAGAUCUUCCGCCAGAUGGACACCAAUAGAGAUGGAAAACUCUCCCUGGAAGAAUUCAUCCGAGGGGCCAAAAGCGAUCCAUCCAUAGUGCGUCUCCUGCAGUGUGACCCCAGCAGCGCCGGCCAGUUCUGAACCCCGCACCCUAAGGACGCUACAGCUGCCUGUGUCUCUCCCAGUUGGCUUUUAAACUUAUUUUGUUUGUAUUUUUUUUUUUUUUUUUUGCCAAACAAUAUUGAUGGUGAAGCUGUCCCCUCUUCAGUCAGAUGCGCUCUGCUGUGACACCCUUGCCCCUUGCUUCUUUCGUCGUGGACGUGAAUGCCCAGAGCGCUUGUGGAGAGCAUGAACAGACUUCGUGGUGUUCCCUGUUGGAUGACUUUUUAAUCAUCAUUACUUUUUUCCCUUUGAUUCUAAUGUGUCUGUCUUAAAACCCAAGACUGGAGGGGCCAGAGAAAAGAAUUCCAUUCCGCCCCUGAGAUCCUUCAGCAAGCUUUGAGGGGUUUUGUUUGAAAGACAAAACUCCUAAUCUGGGUGUGUUGUCACGCAUGCCCUCAGGGCUAUGGCGGGCACCUGAGGCUAGGUUUUCUAAGAACAGGUUACCCUCUGGGGUAAAGCUAUUAAAGCCAGCUGGGACAUUCCCCUCCACCCCAGCAGGCUGUAGUUUCUAAACUGUGAACAUUACAAGGUAAAUUAACAGAGAUGGGGAAAGAACUCAGAGGUUCCCCCACCCCACAGGUUUACAGAGUUGAGCUAAUAUGAGGCCCUUUGAAAAAUCAAACACAGAUGGUAACAUUCUAAAACCAGACCCAUCUUGCUACCUACUUGUGAUUUAUAAAAAGACUGCCGUAUAUAAAAUAUUGGGUAUUGCAGACCAAAUUAAGUGUUUUGCCUUGUAAAUGCAUGUUUAGUGAGCGCUAAUGCAAUCUUACUACAGAAGACUUGUCUUAGCAGUUUUUUGUGAAGCCAACUACAACGAAUGUCAGUGUCUUGUUUUAAAGUCCUGUCUUUGCACAAAUGUACCAGUCAACAAGUGUAUUUUAUAUACUCCAUAAAAUUACAAAAGAAUGAUGACAAGGGCCCAGCUUUGAUUUCGAAUGGUUUUACAGAGUCGAGGUGGCCAGAGGAAGGCAGUUUCCAAGCAUCUUGUCCACCAGCAGCUCUGAGAAGGGGCCAAGGCCCAGCAGCGCACUGGCAGUGAAUGCAGGUGUGCUGUCUUUCUAAGCAGGUGAAUGUUCCGUAGACUCGGAAAAGCAGGUCCUUCCUAACAGUGUAACCUACGUCCUCAGUGGGGGAGCCACGCCUAGAAUCUUCUUUUUUCCUGCCCCCACGUAUCUUUCAUGUAGUCAGGUGUGGGCCAGCCAGGCCAUUCACCCACCCACUGUAGGUGCCAGCUAGGGAGCCUGCAGUGUCUGAGGCCAGCUGUGGGACCCAACAGCACUCCCCUUCACCGUGUUAUUUGAAUCUAGCAAAACUGAGUUGUUGCUUGGGCUGGUCACCUCAUAUACACUACUUUGAAAUAAGGGUUGGAAGCAAAAACUUCUGGCUACAGGCAACCAAAGCCUCACACACAGUGGCAUCAACAAGGCCCAGACACUCAAGAAUGUUGGUGGCAGAAUCUGCCUAAGAGGAGUCAGGAAGGUCUCUGCUGCCUGUAGCCACUUCCUGUAGAACAAAACCGCAAAAAUACAGCUGUAAGGAAAAUGAUGCCCAGACGAUUCCUGCCAGGCCGAAGGUCCCCCCAUGGCGAUACACUUAACUGGCAGAAGUUCAAACUUUAAUGGUGUCUCCAUAGGUUGAAAUUUUGUGACCUAGAUUUUGUAAUCUUAAUUUUUCCUAGUAUCAUUUCCUUACCUUUUGUAGCAAGGCUUGCCAAAUCCUGUGAGCCAAAUGGCAAAGUCUGUUUUUGGAAAGCAGAAUUAACCCAAGUUGGGAUGGAAACCAGAGGUGGCCUCCAGCUCUUCAGAAUUCAAGAGCCAGAUGCACAGGUUAUGAACCCUGCAGUCCCCAGAAGGCCUGGAGAGCUCCAGAUCAGCUAGACACACAGACAUAACAGACCUAUCUGUAUGUUUCCUCCUCUUUUCCACCUCUCCCAGGAAGGCAUUGGGUGUCAUUUUAUGCAUGCAUGUUUGACCAACGAACUUCACAGCAUCGGGAGGGCCGAGUGCCUGAAGACAUCUGUCACUCCUGUGGCCAGGCAGUGCUUGUGCUGUAUUCAGGGGCCUCUGGUGGAGGUAGAGCCUAUUUUGUUCUAAGUAAAGGAAGUCUGUGCUGUCCAUAGGACUGGAGGACGUUUCAGAGUGCUUGACUGCUCAUACCUCGCUUAGGAUGGAGAAGGGAUGGUGUGGUACUCCCCAGGGGACUUUCUACAAGUGGAUUUAAUAAUAUAUAUGUCAUAUUAUGUGGAGUGGUCCCAUUCUCAGUUGAUUGUGUAGCUCUUGCCUGGCAUUAAAGCAUGUUUAUUAUUUAA
Psammomys obesus (fat sand rat) is the source of this 3098-nucleotide messenger RNA. It is a transcript of the gene Ncald, whose product is annotated as neurocalcin delta. Gene Ontology annotation, molecular function: calcium ion binding; actin binding; tubulin binding. NCBI's taxonomy places the organism in Eukaryota, Metazoa, Chordata, Mammalia, Rodentia, Muridae. Gene Ontology annotation, cellular component: cytosol. Bases 185 to 766 code for a protein of 193 amino acids. The record is from RefSeq and is a predicted model, not a curated record. The transcript has 6 exons. Gene Ontology annotation, biological process: calcium-mediated signaling.